GGCAACGAGGUUAUGGAUGUUUGUAUGAUAGAUGUCUUCAGCCCAUGAAACAUUUCGUGUUGUCACUGAAUGUGUUUACUUUUGGAUGUUGUAAUGGUCUGAACGAUUUUGAGGUUGACAUGUGCAACUACCAGAGGACUGAGAGACUCUCACCACACCGGAACGUACGGGUAUCAUACUUCUGCCUUGGAAUAGAUCCAAAGUUCACUGGUAGUACUUUGACGUUUUAUCUCCUCUUCUCUCAUACAUACCUCUACGGUUUCAUACCUCUUGCUCUCCAAUUCUCCCGAUCUUCCAGCCACCACUCCGCACCACCCACCAAAAUGGCGCUCAAUCGGAAUCAUACCCUCUACACAAGGAUGCUUGCAACUUCUCAAAACGACCCACGUACCCGCAUCAAAGAACCCACCUAGCUGGGUCUUUGUUCUCUUCCGCAUCCCUUCCCAUCCCCAUGCCAUCACGUACCAACUCCAAAUUCACACAACGCUCAUCUAUGUUCAGCUGAACUGAGCUGAGCUCAUUUCAGAUCCGGCCUGGUAAUAGGGGCGUGUUGACUCACACCCGUUUUACCACGUAGACUUCCAUAUCUGCAUCUGCAUUACUCAUUGCCUACUACCACAUGCACGACUUCACUCUAUCUAACACUUCUACCACUUCAUGAUUCCCAUUUACACCGUUUUUUUAAUUACUGUCUCUUUCAUCGCCACGUCACUACCAGGAUCCAAAUCCAAAGUCUUCACACAAAACAUCACAUCCCCCCC
This is a messenger RNA of Alternaria rosae, 761 nucleotides long. RefSeq lists its product as uncharacterized. NCBI's taxonomy places the organism in Eukaryota, Fungi, Ascomycota, Dothideomycetes, Pleosporales, Pleosporaceae. The transcript has a single exon. The record is from RefSeq and is a predicted model, not a curated record. The coding region runs from base 45 to 413 and encodes 122 amino acids.